This is a messenger RNA of Lagenorhynchus albirostris (white-beaked dolphin), 3117 nucleotides long. It is a transcript of the gene RHOJ, whose product is annotated as ras homolog family member J. The transcript is spliced from 4 exons. Lineage: Eukaryota; Metazoa; Chordata; Mammalia; Artiodactyla; Delphinidae. Gene Ontology annotation, biological process: small GTPase-mediated signal transduction. Gene Ontology annotation, molecular function: GTP binding; GTPase activity. The record is from RefSeq and is a predicted model, not a curated record. Bases 363 to 938 code for a protein of 191 amino acids.
AACUCCAUUAAAAAGCCCAGCUUUCCUCCAUGUUAGAUGUGAAGUGGAAAAUGGGGAAGAUUUAGCGAAAUUCCACUGUGUCUUCAGCCAGGCUUGGUGAACAGGAGAGCAGAGUGAAACCCUCAGGCUGUUGAAAUUUCUAGACUCCCAGGAAGCCCCUAGAAUUGGGUGAAAAAUGAGGAUUCAUAACUCAAACUGAUGGGGGCAAGGGGCAGAUGCUUUUAAUCAUUCUCCCCAGUGUGUGUUACCUUUCUUGACCAGUAUGGUAAGCAAGAGGGCACAUGCCAGCCGCCUCGGACAAUUCUGCAUGAUCCGAGUUCCCCAAAGUAAGACAGAGUGACCUCAAGCCUGCGGCUCGCUUCAUGGGCUUUGGGAGAAGCAGGAGAAGCAACGGCAGCGGCACAGUCACAGCAGCUGGAGCCGUGAGAAUGAACUGCCAGGAGGGAAAUGACAGCAGCUGCGGCUGCGGUGGCCGCGAGGAGAAGAAGAUGCUGAAGUGCGUGGUGGUAGGGGACGGCGCCGUGGGGAAGACCUGCCUGCUCAUGAGCUACGCCAACGACGCCUUCCCCGAGGAGUACGUGCCCACUGUGUUUGACCACUAUGCAGUUACUGUGACAGUGGGAGGCAAGCAACACUUGCUCGGACUGUAUGACACCGCAGGACAGGAGGAUUACAACCAGCUGAGGCCGCUCUCCUACCCCAACACGGAUGUGUUUUUGAUCUGCUUCUCCGUCGUAAAUCCUGCCUCUUAUCACAACGUCCAGGAGGAGUGGGUUCCGGAGCUGAAGGACUGCAUGCCUCACGUGCCUUACGUCCUCAUAGGGACCCAGAUUGAUCUCCGAGAUGACCCUAAAACCUUGGCCCGUUUGCUGUAUAUGAAAGAGAAACCUCUCACUUAUGAGCAUGGUGUGAAGCUUGCAAAAGCGGUACCGAUUUGAAUUUCAUUUUAAAUGGAUGCUGAGAGAAGAGUUUGCGUAUGCUUUGGAAUGGAAGAACGACAUCGGCUUUUGCUUUAAAAUACAAUGUGUUCAGAGUCAUCUCUCUGCUUUAUACUCUCCCCUCUAUUCUAGUCAGGCUGGAAGGGACCAUUUGGUUAGCAUUCUUGUCAGCCAGCACUGUCUGUUUUUCAUUAAGAAAUUUGGUGAAUUUAAACAGCUGAAGCACUUAUCAUCUGAUUUAGCAACCUCUAAAAUUAUCCAUUUGCCAUAUUAAGUAUGAAUAAUGGGAAUCAUUAGAUACAUAUUUGUAAAUUUCAUUGCUUACUAUCUGUGUGACUCAUUUAAAUGACUUCAUAAAAGGCAUUUUGUGAUUUUCCUGGGAGAGACUUCGAUUUGCAUCUGGCAGGGUUAUAUUUGUUCAGUAUUUCUCACCCUAUAAUGAACAGCCACUUAGAGAGGCUGGAUUAUGUCACAAACAGCAUCUUAAAAGAGUAACACAGACCAAAAGGUAACUAGUUGGAGAAUCCAAGUGGCUGUUCGACAGAUAAUAGCUACUUGCUCACAGCUGGAACAAUUUCCACAGACCGUUCUUCAUUCCUAAGAGCUUAACAGUGAUUUUGUUGGGCAAAUGAUUCAGACCAAGUCUUUGUCUCCCAUUUACCACCAAGAUGUGUACAAAGGCAGACACUAAAAUGCACAUAAGAGGAUAAGGUACCAUAUGCAAGAGGAGGUUUAUAAAUCAUAUUUCCAUAACCUCCUCAUUGAUUUAGUCACAAACCCAUCAAGCCCUGCCAGAGGUUUCAGAAAUUUCUCUUUUACUUUCUAAAGUAACUAACCCUGCAAAUGUAUGCCCUGGGGCAGAGUUAGGGGUCCCUCUUUUAAAUAGGUCAAGAAUAACAUUAACUACCGAUUCUUUGUGAAUAAAAAUGCAUGCAUUUCUCUUAUUAAAACUUUCUUAUAGGCAACAAAAUUAAGUGAUACACUCGAAUAGAAAUGGGUUAAAGUUAUGUUUUAUGGAUGCAAUAUAUGAGAACAUCUUACAAAUAUUUGAUAAAGUUAACGCUUCCUACUUCUAUGGAUAGUAACGUCAGAACCAGCAGUGUGAGCCAUCCAUUGCGUUCUCACUAAGCACUUUACAAGCUCUGUCUAUUUCAGCCUCAUGCUCACCCUCUUAGGCACAUAGUCCUGGUCUCCUCUUACAGGUGAGGGAACAGAAUCUUAGGGAGAUGAACACGUUUGAUUCAUACAGCUGAUAAUAACACAAUAAAACAACUCUAAGCCAGCUCUGUGGACGUCAUCCCCAUGCACCUGACCUUGUGUAAUCUCUCCUCCAACCAUUGUUUUUCCUCCUAUAAGAUGGGCAUACAUCUACAGGUUCUUCUACCUUUUCUUCACGCAUCCAGCUUCCAUUCUCUCCCUAAGGUACAUAAAUAUAUAGCUCCAUAAAUGAUUGUAUGUGAUUCCCAACUAGGCAUUUUUCACAAAAAGGAGGUCCCGGAGGCCUCCUUUCUGCAGGAGCUUGUUUUCUGUGUCUCUUGCUUCUGGCCUCUCUCUCACCACCAUCCUGUCAGUGUCCUAGAUUGACUUCUCAUUUGGGAAGUCGUUUCUUCCCUCUGAGAAGUUGUUCCAAAGCCUCCCAUCUCAUUUCAUAUUUAUUUUAGGAACAAUGGCUGAGUUCACCACUUCAUUGCCUUUUGCCAGUUUCUCCUAGCAACUGCUCUCAGAUACUGAGAGAAUCAUGUUUAGCUUACAAAAUCCAAUUUAGAAGAAAACCAAGCAAGAGUUUAACUUGUUUCAUCACAAUUCAUGUAAUUAUAGAGAUGCUUUAAGUUUCUCUGCUCCCUGACUUUCCUGUCAAGUAGUUUAUAAAACAGCUAACAUUUAUGGUGUGUUUGCAGUGGGCUGGGUCUCAUGCCAAGCGCUUUACAUGCUUUGUCUUAAUUAAUCCUCACAGCAACCCCCUGAGGUGUAUAUAUUAUUACCUCCACUUUCCUAGAGGAAACUGAGGCUCAGAGAGGCUAAAGUCACACCGCUUGAAAGUGGCAGAGCCAGGAUAUGAAAUUGUGCUUUAACCACCAUGCUCUUCUGCUUCCUUCCUACAAUCUGAAAAGAAACCCUUAGGUUUGGGGCUUCUCUGUUUAUAGACUGAAGCCCCGUAUUUUUAUGUGUAUGUUCUCCC